UUCUAUCACCCGAUAUAUCGUCCCCUCAGUGUUGUACCGCAGUCACCCGAAAUCAUCAAUACCAUGUUUCACCUUUAUACCCGCAGAAACAAGAAUAGACCCGUUUUUCUCUCCGUUAAACGGGGCCGAAGCAUUAAGAAGACAACGUUCAAUCCAUCUGCAUUAACGAGGAUGAUUAUUCACGGUGUCAAUGACAAUCAAUAUAUCAAUUCUUGGUUCCAGAGGCUGAAGGACGCGAUUCUGGAAAGAGCAGACGAAAAUGUCAUCAUUGUGGAUUGGAGCGGAUCCAAUAGAUUUCCUUACACAAUUGCUGUGGCUAAUACAAGAGUAGUUGGCGCAGUCAUUGCACAAUUCAUCAAUUACUUAUAUAAAACUGUUGGGGCUUCUCCUGAGAGUUUCCACCUGCUUGGGCACAGUCUUGGGUCACACGUGGCAGGCUAUGCUGGUGAGAGACUUCACAAGCUUGGGAGGAUCACAGGUCUUGACCCCGCUGGACCUUUUUAUCGCCGAGUUCCUGACAACGUUCGUCUUGACCCGAGUGAUGCUGUGCUGGUUGAUGUUAUCCACUCAGAUCCGGGCGAAACUAUUCUUGAAGGUUUUGGGACAGCAGAAGAUGCAGGAGAUUUAGAUUUUUACCCAGCAGGUGGAGAUCCUCCUGGUUGUGAUAAGACGUUAGCAAGAUCUAUUGUGGAAGACCGUCCUACUGAAGAGCGACCUGCAAACAUUCGACAGGUAUCAUGA
Molecule: messenger RNA, 741 nt
Organism: Parasteatoda tepidariorum (common house spider)
Lineage: Eukaryota; Metazoa; Arthropoda; Arachnida; Araneae; Theridiidae
Source: RefSeq, a predicted model, not a curated record